Molecule: messenger RNA, 2332 nt
Organism: Asterias rubens (European starfish)
Lineage: Eukaryota; Metazoa; Echinodermata; Asteroidea; Forcipulatida; Asteriidae
Product: monocarboxylate transporter 7-like
Exons: 5
Coding region: 71-1321 (416 amino acids)
Biological process (GO): transmembrane transport
Molecular function (GO): monocarboxylic acid transmembrane transporter activity
Source: RefSeq, a predicted model, not a curated record
GUAAACCCAACGCACUCGCGUAAAACUACCUGGUUAAACUGAAUUAGAUAGGUCAAAUAUUAUUUCCAAAAUGGCGACUUCAAGCUGUCUCCUUACGUUUACAUCAUUCAUGAUCAUUUUCUUGGAGAUGGGAUCUCUGAAAUCGUUCGGUGUUUUAUUCAACCCUAUGAUGGAUUCUCUAGAAUGCAGUGCAGCUGAACUGGGGACUGUAAUCGGCAUGUCGAACAGUAUUGGUUUUAUCAUUGCACCGAUCACAGGGAAUCUUGCAAGGCGAUAUGGCAGCCGGGUGUGUGUAACGACCGGAGGGUUCUUGCUUUUUGUUGGAUACCUUGCCAGUGCGUUCACUUGGAACAUCUUCCAGUUAACCAUCACAUUGGGAUUAACAACAGGUGUUGGUAUGGGUCUUACCUACAUACCACAGACAGUUGCACUGGUAUCGUCACCAUCAGGGCAUUUUCCGGUCAUGUACGCCAUAGCACUUCUAGGUGGGUCAUUUGGUGUCAUGGCGUUCCCUCCUGUAGUCGAUUUUCUUCUCGGAAUCUAUGGAUGGCGUGGAACCUUGAUGAUCAUGUCUGCUGUUAUGUUCCACGUGUCUGUGUUUGGUGCACUGAAUGGUCAACACGUCCAUAAGUAUUCAAAGUUAAAUACAACAGACACUGAUCAAGUAUCAAAUGACAAGAAUGAGCCCGGCUUUCGUAAUCGGCUGAAGGGAGUUGCUUCCUGGCUUUCCUUAAAUAUCCUCGCUGAGAAACCAACGCUACUUCUUCAACUCGGUGCUUCUACACUACAAGGCAAAUCUUCUGCUGCUUGGAUGGUAUUUCUAGUACCUCAUGCAGUAUCAAGAGGUAUAACUCUCUCUGCAGCAGCUCUGUUAUCUACUGGAGGUGGUGUUGGAAACCUUGUUGGAAGACUCCUUCAUAUUCCUUUGCAGGGCUACAAUGUCAUCAGUGCAUUUUGGUUCUUUGUGUUAAUGUGUCUUAUAAACUCAGUGGCAAUGUUCAUGGAUUCAUUUGCCCAAGAUAAUUAUGUUGUCGUGAUGUUUUUGGCUUGUGUCAACGGGGGCGCCAUUGGACUUCUAAACAUUCUAGUGACGUUAGUGGUGAAAGAAAUGUACGACGAAAGUUUUCUCGUUGAUUUCUAUAUUUUAAGUAACUGCCUCUACGGGCUUGGAGAAAUCAGCGGAAGUUUUGCAGCAGGGUUGCUUUACGACCUGACACGAAGUUACGACCUAGCGUUCGUCGGGCUUGGAAUCAUCAACAUUGUAAUGAUGGUACUCAUGCUGGUGGACGGCGUUAUUCAGCGAUGUUGUUCCCACCAUUGAUUAACAAUUUGCUCAAAAUGCUUUUUGCCCUCACUAAAGUUUGCUUGAGAGUUUUUAAGUCACAAAUUUGGUUGCUAGUGUUUGAACGUAGUCAUCGUUAUUGAUGUAUUCCACGUCGUUGACUGCAAUAUUUUGUAGACGCCACUAAAGCCAAACCUUAUUUGUUGCAUGUGCUUAUUUAAAAAUCCUGUCCGGAAACCCUGAACCGUAACCUCCCCGUGAAUCACUACGAAACACUUCUCCAAAAAUAUUGGUGCACAAAAUGAAACAAUAGACUUGCGAGAUUAUUACAAGAGGAAAUAGUCGUACCUCAAUGUCGUCUGACCUAAAUGCAGUCACAAACUUGUCCCCAGAUGUCGCCCCGACCUAAAUGGAGCCCCGAAGUUGUACCCAGAUGUUGUCCUGACCUAAAUGGAGCCCCGAAGUUGUAACCAGAUGUCGCCCUGACCUAAAUGGAGCUCCGAAGUUGUACCUACGACCUAAAUGGAGCCCCGAAGUUGACCCCAGAUGUCGCCCUGACCUUAAUGGAGCUCCGAAGUUGUACCUACGACCUAAAUGGAGCCCCAAAGUUGUACCCAGAUGUCGCCCGAACUAAAAUCUUUAGCCCCAAGCUGUACCUAAAUGUCGAUCAAAGUUGAACCUAAAAGGUCGGGGUGACUUUUAGGUGCCGCACAGACGGCCCAAAACUGUUAUCAGACUUUAUGAUCCAUGUCAGCAGACCUACUUCGUAAAAAUUGUCAAUUUAAUGCAUAUUUUGAUUAAAAACAAGACCGUAUCAGACCGUAUAGUUUUAUUGUUCUGCAAAUUUGAAUUUGUCAAAUAAAAAAGUAUACCCGGAUAAAUGUAAAAUUGGAGCUCAACGGAGGAUUACAGACGCAUUUUUUCUUAAUAAUAACCGUAUUUAUAACGCACCCAUUGUCAAAGGAUACAAAGCGCCAGGUAUUUUUACUGCAAGGUGAGUAGGACGAAGUUUGAAUUAUGAGACCUAAUCCUUUAGCACCAUGUAUUGAU